This is a messenger RNA of Thlaspi arvense, 552 nucleotides long. The record is from the annotation of a GenBank genome assembly. Lineage: Eukaryota; Viridiplantae; Streptophyta; Magnoliopsida; Brassicales; Brassicaceae.
UUACAAAUGGGUCGACCAGACCAAGGUCCGGUGUUUCAUGCUCAAUCUGCACCUGUACAUCCAAACGGUGUACCGAUGGGCAGACCGGGUCAGCCAAAUGGAGUACCAAUGACCGGAACGGUUUACCACCAACCAUCGAACUGGACUUCAGGACUUUUUGAUUGCAUGAACGACGGAGGAAAUGCUCUCAUCACAUGUUUCUUCCCGUUCAUCACAUUCGGACAGAUUGCUGAGGUUAUCGAUGAAGGGGCGACGAGUUGUGGGACGAGUGGAAUGUUAUAUGGAUUGAUCUGUUGCCUAUUAGGUAUACCGUGUGUUUACUCAUGCACAUUCCGGGCCAAGCUCCGAAACAAGUACGGGUUACCAGAUGCUCCGGCUCCGGAUUGGAUCACUCAUUGUUUCUGUGAAUAUUGUGCACUUUGCCAAGAAUAUCGUGAACUCAACAACCGUGGCCUUGAUCCUGCCAUUGGGUGGAUCGGGAAUGUGCAAAAGCAGCGAAUGGGUCAGCAACAAGAGAUGAUGGCUCCUCCAAUGGGUCAACGGAUGGGUUGA